This is a messenger RNA of Neohortaea acidophila, 1996 nucleotides long. RefSeq names its product histidine phosphatase superfamily. The record is from RefSeq and is a predicted model, not a curated record. The transcript is spliced from 3 exons. Gene Ontology annotation, biological process: dephosphorylation. Gene Ontology annotation, molecular function: phosphatase activity. NCBI's taxonomy places the organism in Eukaryota, Fungi, Ascomycota, Dothideomycetes, Mycosphaerellales, Teratosphaeriaceae. The coding region runs from base 136 to 1827 and encodes 563 amino acids.
GCUCUCUUCCUCCUCUCGUCGGGUUGUCUUUUUCUCGAUGACUGUGUAGACCAGUCGGGCAGGUCCUGUUUCAAUUGCACUCCUCCCUCGUCGCUAGCAAGUCGACAAAGUCCACCACCGCACCCCCCACACCCAAUGGCUCCCCUCACCGCCCUAGCCGCCGUCCUCUGCCUCUCCAUCCCCCACGUCUCCGCCCAACUCAACAACUCCUUCUACACCGUCUGGUCGAGCGUCGUCUUCACCCGCACCGGCGAGCGCACGCCCGCCGUCUUCAACCCCAACCCCACCGUCCUCACCGCCCUCGGCGCUCAGCAAGCCUACGCCGCCGGCUCCUACCUCCGCUCGCGCUACUUGGGCCAGUAUACCGGCAAUGGCGUCGGCACGGCGCCCAUCUUCGGCUUGAACCCCGACUCUGUCAAUAUUGAGCAGGUGUAUGUGGGCUCGCCGGAUUAUCAGUACACCGCUGCUACUGCCCAGGCGUUUUUGCAGGGCUUUUAUCCUCCUUCUAAUACCAGCACUACGCUCUCCAAUGGCACGCAGGUCGAAGGCCCACUGGGCGGCUACCAGUAUCCCCUCAUCCAGACCUACAGCUUCAACGACCCCGAAUCCGUCUUCCUCAAUGCUCAAAUCAACUGUCCGGCGUUUGACUAUGUAAUCGAGACUUACGAGGGUUCACAAGCGUUGACCGAUCUUGCGGAUUCCACCGCCUCUAUAUACCAGGCCGUCGGUGAGGCAUUGCUGCAAGGCAUCGUCCCGAGCAAUGUAUGGAGCGCCUACGAAGCCUGGCCGAUCUGGGAUUAUCUCAAUUAUCAGAACAACUACGAUGUCAACGUCUCGGCCGUAUUGAGCUCGAAGGCGUUCUCGGAUCCGGCGACGGGGACGCCGUAUCUCGAUCUUCUUGGUUGGUAUGCGAGUGAGCUGAUCAAUGGGUGGUAUGGCAACCUCAACGCAAUCAACAACGUCACCGAUCAAGACUUCUCCGCAGCCAUCGGCAGCGUCUCCACCAUCGCCGGCAACUUCCUCGCCUCGCAGAUCCUCGGCCAGCUGCAAGCAGCCGUGCAAACGCAAGGCCAAAGCUACAAACUCAACCUGCUCUUCGGCGACUUCCAGCCCCUCAUGUCCCUCUUCGCCCUCACUAGCCUAAACACCUGGGACAGCAACUUCCUCGGCAUCCCCGAAUUCGCCUCGACGGCCGUCUUCGAGCUCUUCUCUUACACCGACGGCACAGGCGACGCCGCCUUCCCCUCCGACCUGAACGACCUGUUCGUCAUGUUCUACUUCCAAAACGGCACCACCGGCCAAUACCAAGCCUACCCCCUCUUCCAGCUCGGCCCGGACAGCACCUCCCUCUCCUGGCCGGACUUCGAAAACGAAUUCUACUCCAUCAUCCCCGGCACGCCAGCAGACUGGUGCACCGAAUGCGGCGCCUCAAGCCCCUUCUGCCCCUCCUCUACCCCUUCCUCCUCCACCUCCUCUCAAAAAAUUAGUCCAGCAAUCGCAGGCGUCAUCGGCGCCCUCGUCGCCCUCGUCUUCGCCGCCCUGCUCUUCGCGGCUUUCAUGCUCUUCGCGGGCGUCCGACUGCAUCGCACCCAUGGCCGCCCGAAUGAUGCGGGCGGGUACAAGGGGAGUCGCAAACUGGCGUCGGAUACGGAUCUCGUUAUCCCCAAGGGCGGAGCGGUGGUGAGUGCCGAGGAGACGCCGGGGAGUCCGCCGCGCGGCGGGCAUGAGAGGGUGGGUAGCUGGGAGUUGAAGCAGAAGAGUGAGGUGGUGGAUGAGGUUCAUGAUUUGGCGUGGCAGAGGCCUGUGGUGCCUGUUGAGAGGGUGUGAUGGUGGGUAGGUGGUCAUGUUCUUCUUUUCUGGGGUUUUGGCGUUGUCGUCCUGCUUGGAGGGAGUGGAGGAGUAUUACGAUGCGGAUACCCAUUUACUUCGUACGACCUACGCGACUCGCGCAGUUUACUUUACGUGCGGAAAUAUAGAGAUGACAGUGAAGUGAUGA